Jatropha curcas is the source of this 2774-nucleotide messenger RNA. RefSeq lists its product as uncharacterized. Lineage: Eukaryota; Viridiplantae; Streptophyta; Magnoliopsida; Malpighiales; Euphorbiaceae. The record is from RefSeq and is a predicted model, not a curated record. Gene Ontology annotation, molecular function: DNA binding.
AGGAAUUAUUGCUUCCAAUGACAGUCUUUAGUUUUUGCCAAUUCCAGUAAAUAAGACUCAAAUUAAUUUUUCUAUUCGCAUUUUCAUUUCAUUUUCUUUGUAAUAAUUUCCUAAUAAGAAUCAUCCAGUUGGCGUGUUUAUUUCUUGCUACUAUAUAAAUCACCAUUUUCUUUUGUCUUUUUAACUUCUCUGGUAUUCUAAAUGCUAUCAACAGCUUCUAUUAUCUUCUUUAUCAUAGGAAAACGAAAAACGCCAAUGUUGCUUGUUAGCUCUUGUUUCCUCAUAGGUUCUUCUUUUAUCGUCAGUGGAUUUUUCAGUCUCUCAAUAGCUUAGUACUUUGAGCGUUUCACCCCCAAAAAUUUUCUCUACAGCGUGAGUAGCAUUGUGGGUUUGGAGAGAGCUUAGGUGAACAUGGGUAGGAAGAAGAAGAUAAAUAAGGAAGAGAUUGCUGAGGAAUGGUGUUUUGUUUGCAAAGAUGGAGGUUUUAUGAGGGUUUGCGACUACAAGGAUUGUGUUAAAGCAUUUCAUCCCCAAUGUGUGGAAAAUGAUGAUUCCUUCUUGGAGAGUGAAGAUCCCUGGACCUGCAAGUGGCAUUUUUGCUUCAUUUGCAAGAAUACUCCAAAAUUUCACUGCUUUUGCUGUCCAAAAGCUGUAUGUGGACGCUGCCUCUGCGAAGCUGAGUUUGUUGCAGUUAGAAUGAAACGAGGAUUCUGUAUUCACUGCUUAACACUUGCAAGAUUUAUAGAAGGAAUAAAGAAUUCUGAUUCUGAUGAGGUGAAGAUGGACUUCAAUGAUCAAGAUACAUAUGAAUUCAUGUUCAGGUAUUACUGGGAAAAAGUUAAACAAAAAGAAGACUUAACUUCAGCACAUGUCCGUUAUGCAAACAAUUUGUUUAAUAGUGGUAGAAAUGCUGGAAACUUAUAUGAUUCAGAUGAUAUUUCUGAAGGGGAAGAAGAUGUUAGCGAAUUUGAAGAUGAAAAUAUAUUUGAUAUUAAUGAUUUGAACAAUAGAAAAGGACAUAAAGCAGUGAAUAAGGUGAAAAGAAACGAGGGAAAUACUUAUACAACAAAAAGAAAGGUGAAGUCAACAAAAAACGAGUUCAAUGGAUGGGGAUCAAAACUCCUCUUUGACUUCCUUGCUUCCAUUGGUAAAGACACAACCCAACAAUUAUCACAAUAUGAUGUUACUAGCAUCAUAGAAAGAUACUGCAUUGAACACAAGCUUUUUCACCCAGAGAAAAAGAAGAAAAUUAUACGUGAUGUAUGGUUGAAAUCUCUUCUAGGAAGGCAAUCAGUUAAUAGGAAUAGUAUACAUAGCCUUUUGACACCCCAUUUUGCUGAGAAUUUUGAGCAAUCAGAAGAUGAGUAUGGAUAUGGUUCAAAAGAUAAGGAUGAGAAUAUCUCAAUAGCAUGUAAAAGGCAGCGAAACUCAAGCAGAGGUAGAAAGUCUCAGGCCAAAGAAGCAGUGCCAGAUGUGCAGCAAGGCUAUUUUGCAUCUAUCAUCACUGAAAACAUCAGGCAUCUCUACUUGAAUAGAAGUUUGGUGGAGGAGCUGUCAAAGCAACCUGAGACAUUUAAUGCUAAGGUAAUAGGAAGUUUCGUGAGAAUAAGAUCUGAUCCAUUUGACUAUUCACAGAAAAAUUAUCAUCAGCUUCUGAGAGUGACAGGCAUAAAGAGAACUUCAGGAGACGAAGCGAAUUCAGAUAUUCUCCUACAGGUUUCCAAUAUGCCAAAAGACAUACCCACUUGUAAGCUAUCAGAAGAUAACUUCUCUAAGGAAGAAUGUGAGGAUUUGCGACAAAGGGUGGAACAUGGUAGACUAGGGAGACCUACUGUUGUGGAUUUCAAGGAAAAGGCCACAAGUCUCCAUGAGGUUAUAACAAAACAUUGGAUUGUGAAAGAGCUGGCUCGAUUGCAAAAAUGUAUUGAUCAGGCAAAUGAGAAGGGAUGGAGAAGAGAGUUUUCUGAGUACAUGGAAAGGUUGAAGCUGCUUCAGACACCAUCAGAACAAGCACGGUUGUCAGACGAGGUUCCAGAAAUAAUUGCAGAUGAAGCAGAAAUUGAACCUGCUGACAAGGACUUGAACAGGAAGGAUGAGAAGGAAAACAAUACCUCACCAAAAUCAGAAAUCAGAGAGUUGUCGAGGCCCUCUACAAAAAUUUCACGAGACAAUGGGAUCUCUUCCAGCUCGAAUGAUGGAGCAGAUUUUACAGGCAAAUCCCAGGUUGUUCUUCCAGAAACACAACAUCAGCCUGGUAAUUCUAGUUCUGGAGAAAAGAAAGUUAAACCAGCGGACAUUGAGAAUGAAGAGAUGAAGAACAAACAAAUUGCACCAGCCAUAGAGGUAAUUCAGUUAAGUGAUGAUGAGGAGGAAGAUAAGAGCGUUGCAUUAAGCAAGCAAACACCAGAAGAUCUAGAUUCUCGUAUAUGGCACAUUGUAAGUCCACAUGGUAUCAAAAAGGACCAUUGCUCAAUGAGUUUGCUUAAAGAAUGGAGUGAUAUUUGUCCAGUAUCUUUGAAAUUCAAGGUUUGGAAGACUGGCCAGAGCCCUGAAGAAGCGGUUUCUCUGGCUGAUGUUAUUCAUCAGUUUUUUCCAGUUUAAGUGAACAAAAGUUUAGCGUUGUCCAAAUCUGCCUCAUACAGAAAACCAUAGAGAUAUAGCAAAGCUUUGUACAAAAUCCUUAUAGAGUUUUAAAGCGCAGCUUAUUCUACGAGUCGGUACAAACAGAUUACUUUAUUCAGAAGGAACCAAUGCAAAUGAAAUUUAUAACUCAA